UCUAAUGUACACAGUUCAUGCACACGACAACUUGGCUCUAUAUAUAGUGCCCCCUCAAUGCGACGUUUCGUCUCACCCCAACUCCUCUUAGUUCUCCGGAGCCUUCCUCUAUGGCGCAGCCACGACUCGUCUCUCUCGCCUUCUUCGUCGCCGUCCUGAUCUCAGGUCUGUUAUCAUCACUGGUUCUAUGCAUGCCUUCCUUUGCCAUUGUUACGUCGUGUGUUCAUGCACGACACCUGUCGGUGCUUCUUCAGGCGCCCACUCCACCACAUUUAACUUCAAGAACAACUGCCCCGACCCUGUUUGGCCUGCCUCGCAGAACAAUUCCGGCAAAGUUGCUCUUUCCCAGACCGGAUUCCAGCUGGACAGUGGCGCCUCCUUUUCGCUGGAUGCGCCACCCGCCUGGGGAGGCCGGCUGUGGGCUCGGCACAAAUGUUCCACCGACUCGUCCGGUAGAUUCUCGUGCCUCUCCGGGGACUGCGGCACUGGGCAGGUGGCGUGCAAUGGGGCGGGAAGAGCGCCGCCGACCACGCUCGUCGAGUUUACCCUGCAGGGCCACGGAGGCAAGGAUUUCUACGACGUGAGCUGCGUCAACGGCUUCAUUAUUCUUAUAGUGGAUUUUAUUUUGUUUGCCCCGUGA
Messenger RNA from Musa acuminata subsp. malaccensis (wild Malaysian banana), 640 nucleotides. The record is from RefSeq and is a predicted model, not a curated record. NCBI's taxonomy places the organism in Eukaryota, Viridiplantae, Streptophyta, Magnoliopsida, Zingiberales, Musaceae.